Molecule: messenger RNA, 288 nt
Organism: Chondrus crispus (carragheen)
Lineage: Eukaryota; Rhodophyta; Florideophyceae; Gigartinales; Gigartinaceae
Exons: 1
Coding region: 1-288 (95 amino acids)
Source: RefSeq, a predicted model, not a curated record
AUGUUCACAAUCCCAAACGGGUUUCCAUGGAGACACUCAACCACAUGGUUUGUAUACUCUUCAUCCCCGAGUAGUGAUCGCAACUCUGCAAUAGAGGCUCGGAGACAUCUUUUCGCUGAGAGAAAUGAUUCCACAAGCUUCACGGCUAUGCGUCGGUCCCGAACUUUCAUCUGCGACUCUAAACAAUCGAUUUGUGUCUCUCUUACUGCUUCAGAUAGUCUCACUCUGUCUUGUUCACUAAUGAGCUUCCCAAGACAAACAAACCGGUUUCCCUUCUCUGCUAGUUGA